This is a messenger RNA of Hypomesus transpacificus, 2847 nucleotides long. It is a transcript of the gene slc27a1a, whose product is annotated as solute carrier family 27 member 1a. Gene Ontology annotation, molecular function: long-chain fatty acid-CoA ligase activity; long-chain fatty acid transmembrane transporter activity; fatty acid transmembrane transporter activity. Bases 450 to 2396 code for a protein of 648 amino acids. Gene Ontology annotation, cellular component: plasma membrane; mitochondrial inner membrane. NCBI's taxonomy places the organism in Eukaryota, Metazoa, Chordata, Actinopteri, Osmeriformes, Osmeridae. Gene Ontology annotation, biological process: phosphatidylethanolamine biosynthetic process; response to insulin; positive regulation of protein serine/threonine kinase activity. The record is from RefSeq and is a predicted model, not a curated record. The transcript has 14 exons.
AACAUACAAUAUGGAGUAGAAAGAAUAGUCGAAUGCGGUUUCACUCAAAAACAUAACAUUUAUCAGUUGGAUAGCGAUUCGUAUAAUAUUUUUUAUCUCGAUUUCGGUUACACGUAAACAAUGAUGUGUUUAAUGAAAUAGACGAUGAAGUAACAAUUCGCGUUUACUAUAAACUGUGUCGCAAACUACAGUUAAUAUUACAACAUUGCAGGAUAAGCUACGGGUUUGGCUCACUUAGCUGGCGUUGGCAGUUAGAACUCGUACCAUAGUUUAGUGAAACCCAACAAGUAUUCCAGUUUUACUCGACAGGGUUUUUAGGUGAAAGGUUAAAAACAUCGCUCUUAGUAUUUUGCCGUUUAAUCGUGUAGCCUAUCAUACUGUCGUGCUACCUUUGGCAUAAUUGUGACUGAAGAAGUGGAUAUCCUCCAACAGUGAAUUUGCUUAAGAAAAUGCGCAAUGUGGCGAGUGCUUCAGUGACUGUGGGCUCCCUGGGUCUCAUGCGCCUCCUCGGGGUUCCCUGGUCCUGGAGCCUGGCAGCCAGCUUCGGAGUCUACCUGGGCAUAGGUGGAUGGAAGUACUUCUACAUUGCAAUACGCACAGCCAAAAGAGACCUCAACGGCCUCUACGUGCUCAUGCAAGUGAAGUUGGCUCUGUGGCGGCACCUGCGUCGUCGAAGCAACAUCCCCUCCAUCUUUGCCGAGACAGUGAAGCUCCACCCUGAUAAACCAGCCCUGGUGUAUGAGGCCACAGGGGAGACAUGGACCUUCACCCAGUUGGACCAGUUGUCCAACUCUGUGGCCCAGUGGGCACUGGCCCAGGGCUGGGUGUCUGGGGAUGUGGUCGCCCUAUUCAUGGAGAGCCGGCCACUGCAGGUGGCCCUGUGGCUGGGUCUGGCCAAGGUCGGGGUGGAGGCAGCUCUGAUCAACUUCAACCUGCGCCUGGACUCCCUCGUGCACUGUGUCGGCGUGUCCGCAUCACGCGGGAUUGUCUUUGGAGCAGAACUUGCUGACGCUAUGCUGGAGGUGAAUUCUUCCCUGAACCAGUCCAUGGUACGAUUCUGCACAGGAGAGCUCAGUCCAGACCGCCUGGCCUCUUUAGGAGCCCAGCCUCUGGACCCCAUCUUAGCAUCAGCAUCGAGACAGCCACCUCCCCCCUGUUACCCUCUGAAAGGCUUCAAUGAUCGCUUGUUCUAUAUAUACACCUCUGGGACUACUGGCCUCCCCAAAGCUGCCAUUGUGGUACACAGCCGGUAUUACCGUAUUGCUGCUUUCGGAUACUAUGCCUUCCGCAUGCGCGCUGACGACGUCAUCUACGACUGCCUCCCCCUCUACCACUCAGCAGGUAACAUCAUGGGAGUAGGGCAGUGUCUCAUCAAUGGACUCACUGUGGUGGUGAAGAAAAAAUUCUCUGCCAGUCGUUUCUGGGAAGAUUGCAUCAAGUACAACUGCACUGUGGUGCAGUACAUAGGUGAGAUCUGUCGAUACCUGCUGUCCCAGCCCGUGCGUCCUUCCGAGAAGGGCCACCGGGUCCGUCUGGCGGUGGGGAACGGCCUCCGCCCCAGCGUGUGGGAAGCUUUCACGGAGCGCUUUGGCGUCGCCCAGGUCGGGGAGUUCUACGGAGCCACCGAAUGCAACUGUAGCAUUGCCAACAUGGAUGGCAAGGUGGGAGCGUGUGGGUUCAACAGCCGCAUCCUGCCCAACGUGUAUCCUAUCCGCCUGGUGAAGGUGGAAGAGGAGACCAUGGAGCUGGUGAGAGACACCCAGGGGCUCUGUGUGCCCUGUCUCCCUGGCGAGCCAGGGCUGCUGGUGGGCCGGAUCAACCAGCAGGACCCGCUGCGGCGCUUCGACGGCUACGCCAGCCAAGACGCCACCAGGAAGAAGAUUGCGCACAGUGUCUUUAAAAAGAACGAUUCGGCAUAUCUAUCAGGCGAUGUCCUUGUGAUGGACGAGCUGGGAUACAUGUACUUCCGGGACCGCAGCGGGGACACGUUCCGUUGGCGGGGGGAGAACGUCUCCACCACGGAGGUGGAGGGCACUCUGAGCACCCUGCUGGGCCAGGCAGACGUGGCAGUGUACGGGGUGACAGUGCCAGGUGUGGAGGGCAAGGCAGGGAUGGCAGCUGUUGCGGACACGACAGGGACUUUUGACUGCGCGGCUUUCCUGCAAGGGGUUCAACAGACACUGCCCCCUUACGCUCGUCCUGUGUUCCUGCGAAUCUCACCACAAGUCGACACGACAGGUACAUUUAAGAUCCAGAAGACUCGGCUGCAGAGGGAAGGAUACGACCCGCGCUUCUCAACUGACCAGAUCUACUUUCUAAACUCCAGGGCAGGGCAUUAUGAGGCUGUGACUGAGGCUCUGUAUAGCGCCAUAGUGGAGGGCAGGAUGUUUCUAUGAAACUGAGCGGAGAGGCACUGUGAAGAGGGCCUCAACGGAACACGUACUGUAGAAAGAGGAGGCAGAGUGAUGAGAUGAGCUAUCCAUCCCAUUCGCCCUACACCAGCUACCUAGAUCUCAAAACCCUUCAGGGCCUCAUAGAUGGAAUGGCUACUGAUUAAUCAAUAGUCUCCAUCGAGUACUGUUACAAUUGUUUUAACACUGUAUGAAUAAUACCCCAGUUCUCACAAGAGGGAGUUUUACCUUUAUACUUUAUUUUUUAAAUUCCUCAGUUAGCCAAAUGAACACCGCUAAGCCUUUGAGCUACAAUGCACUUAAAGUUUGGAUUCUGUGGGUCUUACUUGAAGCGGUUAUGCUGUUAGAAGGAGCAGAUCUGCUGAUUAGAAGGCGAGCAAAAGGCAAAGCAUGAGGCACCUUAGUUACAGAUUCUUCAUGAACAGAAAUGCCUCCG